AUGCCUCAUCCUCCCUGGUUGCUUCCUACACGUAUCUUCUGCAUAGUGAAUCUUUUCAGCUUGCUUUUAGGCCCAAGUCUGUUUUGGUGGGUCACUUUAAGAAGGACGUCAGAGCUUGGAGAGGCUACGGACUUCCUCAGAAGAAGCCAGGCUGAGCUACUUCUCUGUGUAAUUCGAGCAAAUCACUUCAUUUUACUGAGCCUCAGUUUCCUCAUCUGUCCAAUGGUUACAAUCCAUUUCUUUGUCUCUAUGGGGAAAAAGAAAUGCUGGAUUCAUGAUGGCAAGAAUGCUUACAUUGAGGCCAAAGUGAAAGGGAGUGGAGAUGAUGGCAAAAAUGUUGAGACAACAGAUGGAAAAAAUCCACGUAUCAAGGAAGACAAAGUCCAGCACAGGAACCCACUGAAGUUUGAAAUCACGAAAGACACAGUAAUGCUGACUCAUCUCAGUGAAGCAUCUGUGCUGCAUAUCCUGAAGAGGUGCUAUUGGAUGGUCUAUACGUAUUCAGGUCUCCUCUGUGUGAGCAUAAACCCUUACAAGUGGCUUCUAGUGUAUCAGAAAGAAGUCGUAGCUGCCUACAAAGGCAGGAGGCGAUCAGAGGCUCCCCCUCACAUCUUCACCGUUGCCCAUAACGCCUUUCAGGAUACGCUUCACAAUUGAGAGAAUCAGUCUGUACUCUGUGUAUUUCCCUGGCUUUUUAUUUUUGGCCAACAUCAUAGUGGAGAAUCUGGUGCUGGAAAGAUUGUGAACAUCAAACAUAUUAUCCAGUAUUUUGCCACUAUAGCAACCACAGAUGAGUCUAGGGAAAACUCAGGGAACUUUAGAGAUCAAAUCAAGCAAGUAAAUCCUAUCUUGGAAGCAUUUGGAAAUGCCAAAACCCUGAUAAAUGACAACUCUUCUCAUUUUGGCAAAUUCAUCAAGAUGCAGUUCUGUGCCAGAGGCAAGCUGUCAUCUGCAGACAUUGACAUCUAUUUGCUUGAAAAAUACUGGGUGAUUUUCCAGCAGCCUAGAGAGAGUUGCUGCCACAUAUUCUAUCAGAUUCUGUCUGGAAGAAAAGAACUUCAUGAUAUGCUCCUGGUGCCUGAAAAGCCCUCUGACGUUCACUUCUCUCAUGGGCUAGUUUCUGUGGAGAGCUUGGAUGUUGCCAAAGAACUGCUAGCCACAGUGCAAGCCCUGGCCCUCUUGGGCUUCCUUCCUGAUGAGAACUAUGGAUCCUAUAAACUCACUGGCAUCACACACUUCGGAAACAUGAAAUUUAAACAGAAAUCCAGAGAAGAGCAAGUGAAAGCAGAUGGCACAGAAAGUGCUGACAAGGCUGCUUUCCUUAUGGGUGUGAACUCCUCUGAGUUGGUGAAGGGCUGAAUCCAUUCUAGGAUCAAAGUUGGUGAUGAAAGUGUUUCUGGAGGUCAAAACAUGGAACAAGUAAGGUGUGCUGUUGGUGCCCUGUCCAAGGCAAUAUGCGAAAGGCUGUUCAAGCGGCUGGUGGCAUGAAUUGACAGGGCUGAUACCAAGCCGUCACGGCAGUCCCUCACUGGCAUUCUUGACAUCACUGGUUUUGAAAUCCUGGAUCUAAUCACACUUUUGAAAUAUAACAGCCUUGAGCAACUUUGCAUUAAUCUUAACCAAUGAAAAAUUGAGCUCUUCAUGCAGCACACGUUUGUUCUGGAGCAAGAGGAACGUAGGAAAGAGGCACUGACUUUGUCCAUGGAUGUUGGUCUGGAUUUGCAAGCCUGCAUAGAUCUUGUGGAGAAGCCAAUGGGCAUCUUUUCCAUCCUUGAAGAGGAAUAUGUAUUUCCUCAGCCUACAGAUGUGGCUCUCAAAACCAAGCUUUUUGAUAACCAUUUGGGAAAGUCAGCUCAUUUCCAGAAGUGUGAGCCUGAUAAUAAGAAGAGAUAUGAAGCUCACUUUGAACUUGGGCGUUACUCAGGAGUGGUGCCUUAUAACAUCAGUGGCUGGCUUGAAAAGAAGAAAGAUCCUAAUGAAAGAGUGGUGACUGUUUUUCAGAAGUCAUCCAACAGACUCCUGGCAAACCUUUUUGAAAAUUAUGUCUGUACCAACAGUGCUCUACAGUAUGGGGAGAAAAAAUGCAAGAAAGGAGCUUCAUUCUAAACGGUUGCAUCUCUGCAUAAAGUCAUUUAAAACCUAAAUAAAUUGAAGACUAAUCUGAAAUCAACAAUAUCUCAUUUUGUAAGAUGCAUAAAUCCCAAAGUGAACAAAAUGCCAGGUGUAAUGGAACCUUACUUGAUUCUACAGCAGUUGCUCUAUGGUGUUUUAGAAGUGAUCAGGAUAUGCUCUGAGUUUCCAAACUGACUGCUGUGUGCUGAUUUUAAACAAAGAUACUACAUUCUGAACCUGAGGGGCUUUCCAAAGGGCAAGUCUGUGAGCAGUAGACAUGCAGCUGAAGAACUACUUGGCUCUUUGGAGACAGACCAUAUCCAGUACCACUUUGAAAUCACUAAGGCUCAGCUCUCAUCUAAAAGAUGUCUAUGGGAUGCACUUCUUUUGAUCCAGUGGCACACAAGAGCUUUCAUGGCUCUGAAGAACUGGCCCUGGAUGAGGCUCUUCUUCAAGAUCAAGCCUCCUGUGAAAUCUGCCACAAUGGGAAAGGAGAUAGCAGGACUGAAGGACGAGUGUGUGCAAGUGCAAAAAGCCUUGGAGAAAUUAGAAUUUCAGAGGGCAAAGCAAGUCUCCCUCAUCAGGGAAAAGAAUGACCUGCUUUUCAGCUGCCGGCUGUGACAAGAGACCCUGGCAAAUGUUGAAGAGCAGUGCGAAUCGCUGAUUAAAUCCAAGAUCCAGCUGGAGGCCAGAGCCAGGGUGCUGUCUGUGCAGGUGGAGGAAGAAGAGGAGAUAAAUUCUGAGUUGACUGCCAGGGGGCAGAAGCUUGAAGAUGAAUGUUCUGAGUUGAAGAAAGAAAUCGAUGACCUGGAAACAAUACUGGUGAAGUCGGAGAAGGAGAAGCGUGCUACAGGGCACAAGGUACUUUUUCUAUAAUUCAAGAACAUGACUGAGGAAGUAGAGCCUGUAAAUGAUAACAGCAAACUUAACAGAGCAGCCAAGAUCAUGCAGGAGAACCAUCGACAGACCCUGGAUGAUCUGCCCACAGAGGAGGAGAAGCUCAGCAACCUGAGCCAGGCCAAGCUGAAGUCGGAACAGCAAGUAGAUAAGUUAGUGAAGUAUGAACAUUACCUAUUUAUUUGGCUAAAUGAUAUCUCUUUUUGUCAGCUUGAGGGUGCCGUUGAGCAGGAGAAGAAAGCAAGAAUGAACUGUGAAAGGGAGAAGAGCAAACUGGAUAGUGAUUUAAAGAUGAACCGUGAGGGGCUGGGGCACCUGGAGAGGAGCCAGCUGCAGCUUGAAGAGAAGCCGAGGAAGAAAGAAUUAGGAAUGAAUCAGAUGAAUUCAAAGGUGGAAAAUGAGACAGGCCUGGUGGUUCAACUUCAGAAAAUGGUUAAAGAGCUUUAGGUAAUCAUUUGUCAGAUCCCUGAUUUGAAAGAGGCAUUGGAAGCUGAAACAACCCCUUGACCCAAGGUAGAGAGGGAGGGAGCUGACCUCCUCCAGGGGCUGGGAGACUUGCAUGAGAGGCUGGAGAGCAGGGGCGCCAGUUUGGCUCAGCUGGAGAUAACUGAGAAACAAAAAACAAAAUUCCAGAAGCUUUGCGGAGGCAUGGAAGAGGUCACACUGUCCUUUGAGGCAACUUCUGCCUCUUGGAAGAAGAGACAUGCCACGCUCCCAGGCCAGGCAGAAGACCUAUAGUAGGUGAAGCAGACAUUGGAAAAAAACAAGAGUGACUUGCUGCUAGAAGUGGAUGACAUCCUGACCACAGCUAAGCCAUGUCCAACCAUUCAUACUCAACUCCUGACUAAUGCUGAGCAGCUCUGUUCUCUGUAUGAAGAGCACUUAAAUGAAGCAAAUGUAAAACUAGAAGAAGUAACUCAGUUGGCAAAUGACCUGAAAGCACAGAAGACCAAGCUAUGUAGCAAGCUUGGCAUUGCCUACCUCCCCCUACUUAUUGGCAUUAAUUUUCUGCUCAUAUUUUUCAUGAGGAAAUUGGCUGACCUCAGAGGUACUGUGGGUUUGGUUCCAGGCCACUGCAAUAAAGUGACUAUCACAACAAGAAAGCCAGUUCCCAAGGAGGCUCUAAGACAACUUCCCAGGGAAAAGAACACCUUCACUUGGCAGACUGCAGAACUGAAAGGGCAAAUGAAUGAGUUGUCCGAAUCACAGAGUGCCCUGGCCCAUGCCCUGCAGUCAGCCAAGUGUAACCAUGACCUUCCACAAGAGCAGUAUGAGGAAGAACAGGAGGCCAAGUCUGAGCUGCUCUGGGUCCUAUUCAAAGGCAAUGCUGAAAUGGUGCAGUGGAGGAUAAAGUAUGAAGAUGACACCUCCCAGGGAACAGAAGACUUGGAGGAUGCCAAGCAGAAGCUGGCAGUUAGGUGGCAGGAGGCUGCCGGAGCCAUGGGAGUGGCCCAUGCCAGAAGUGCUUCCCAGGAGAGGGCCAGGCAGCGACUGCAGCUCGAGCUCAGGGACACCGUGUCCGACCUCAGGAAGGCCUGCUGCUCGGCAGCUGUGCUGGGACAGAAGCAGCAGCAUUUUGACAAGCGCCUCAGUGAGUGGAAGCAGAGGCACAAGGAGUCGCGGGCAGUGGUGGCCGCCUCUCAGAAGGAGGCCCGGGCCCUCAGCCCUGAGCUCCUCAAGCUCAGGCAUGCCUGCGGGGAGGACACUGGGAUGGGGUCCCUCCAGAGGGAGAGCAAGAAUUUCCAGGAAGAGAUUUCUAAUCUGACAAUCAGGUGAGAAAGGGAAACAAGAACCCAAUCCCUCAGUGAAACGGAAAAGGCUGGGAAGCAGAUCAAACAAGAGGAGAGUGACGUCCAGCUGGCACUGGAAGAAACAGAGGGAGCUCUGGAAUGUACUGAAAGCAAGAUUCUUCAUUCACAGCUUGAACUCUUGGAAGCUAAAGCCUCCACAAAAGGAUGUAAAAUAGAAAAUUUUAGGAGGAACCAGCCGUGUGCUAUUGACUCCCUGCAGUCUAGUCUGGAUUCUGAAACUAGAAGAGGAAUUGAGACAACGCAGGUGAAGAAGAACAUGGAAGGGGACCUCAGUGAGAAGGAACUCCAGCUUAGCUAUGCUACCUGGCAGGUGUCAGAGGCAACCAAAUUCCUGGGUCAGGUUCAGAUUCAAAUCAAGGACCUUUAGGGGUGGCUAGAUGACAGCACACAGAUGAACAGCCUGAAGGAGCAGGUGGCUGUGGCUGAGUGGCACAGCUCUCUUCUUCAUCUGAGGUCCUUGCAAGAGCAGGCAGAAUAGGGGCGCAGGCUGAUGGAGGAAGAGCUCCUGAAAGCCACGGAGAGAAUCCAUCUUUCCCAUACCCAGAACAUGAGGGUCCUCAGCCGGAGGAAGAAACUGGAAGUUGAUACUGCCAGGAUGCAGAAAGGAGCCGAAGAGUUGGUGCAAGGGUGUCAAAAUGCAGAAGAGACGGCCAAGGGGGCAGCCUCCGAGGGGGCAGCAAACGUAUGAGAAGAACUAAAGAAAGAACAAGACACCAAUGCCCACUGAGAGAGGAUGAGAAAGAAUAGGAAACAAAGACUUAAAAGAAGACCGCACGAAGCUGAACAGACUGCCCUGGAUGAGAGCAGAAAACAAACCCAGAAGCCAGAAUCCAGGGUAGGAGUUUGUCUGGGUCAUCACGGGGUCAUGACAGCUCCCAACUCUCGGCCUUAUUGUCCUGGAAUUUCAUAUCAGUCUCUACCUCUGUCGUCAUUUUUACUUUCAGCACUUUUAGAUCUUGGAGAGGGUCAGAUCUCAAUAUAUUCAUUCAUUCUUGUGAUGUUGGGCCACCAAGGGGGACUUUUCCUGUAUUGGAUGAGAUCUGCCUUCCCUUUACUUGCUGAGUGGGAGCACAUCAGUUCCCUCUCCCACAGCAGCUCCAGAGCACAAGCCAAUCAAUAACUUUCCAAGUAUAAGCAGCAACAGUGUGAGUUGAACGUAGCUAAAGAAAGGGCAGAGACAGCAGAGUCUCAGGUCAAUAAACUCAAGAUUGAAGCAAAAGAGUUUGGAAUAAAGGUUCCUGAAGAAUAA
Messenger RNA from Manis pentadactyla (Chinese pangolin), 6069 nucleotides. RefSeq names its product myosin heavy chain 15 (gene MYH15). NCBI's taxonomy places the organism in Eukaryota, Metazoa, Chordata, Mammalia, Pholidota, Manidae. The record is from RefSeq and is a predicted model, not a curated record. Gene Ontology annotation, cellular component: myosin complex. Gene Ontology annotation, molecular function: ATP binding; cytoskeletal motor activity; actin filament binding.